UCUGCUGGGAGGCGGGCGCAGCCGCGGGGGGUCCCUCCAAGAUGGCGGCGCAGAGGAGGAGCCUGCUGCAGAGUGGUGUCUGAGUGUCCAGCAGUGUGUGAUUGUCCAGGCUCGCUGACCUCUCCACUGGCCUGAGUCUGAAACUGGAAACAGCCCAGAUGCCCUUCAGUGGAUGAGAGGAUGGGCCUCUGCAUCCAUCCCAUGGAAAACUCUGCGUGAAGGGACAGAUUUGCUGCCCGUGGCACCUUGGCAGGGGGGUGGUAUUAUCUCUGAGGCAUGGUGCUGAGUGAGAGGAGCCCUUCCCAAAAGGAGCAGCAGCCGAGCUGGACAGAUGACCUCCCUCUCUGCCACCUCUCUGGGGUUGGGUCAGCUUCCAACCGCUGCUACUCUGCUGACGGCAAGGGCACUGAGAGCCACCCCCCAGAGGACAGCUGGCUCAAGUUCAGGAGUGAGAACAACUGCUUCCUGUAUGGAGUCUUUAAUGGCUAUGAUGGCAACCGAGUGACCAGCUUCGUGGCCCAGCGGCUGUCUGCGGAGCUCCUGCUGGGCCAGCUCAGUGCCGAGCAUGCUGAGGCAGAUGUGCGGCGUGUGCUGCUGCAGGCCUUCGAUGUGGUGGAGAGGAGCUUCCUGGAGUCCAUUGAUGACGCAUUGGCCGAGAAGGCAAGCCUCCAGUCUCAGCUGCCAGAGGGUGUCCCUCAGCACCAGCUGCCUCCUCAGUAUCAGAAGAUCCUCGAAAGACUCAAGGCUCUGGAGAGGGAGAUUUCGGGAGGAGCCAUGGCUGUCGUGGCGGUCCUUCUCAGCAACAAGCUCUACGUCGCCAAUGUCGGUACAAAUCGUGCCCUGUUAUGCAAAUCCACGGUGGACGGCCUGCAGGUGACACAGCUGAACGUGGACCACACCACGGAGAAUGAGGACGAGCUCUUCCGCCUCUCUCAGCUGGGUUUGGAUGCAGGAAAGAUCAAGCAGGUGGGAAUCAUCUGUGGGCAGGAGAGCACCAGGCGCAUAGGGGAUUACAAGGUCAAGUAUGGCUACACAGACAUCGACCUACUGAGCGCCGCCAAGUCGAAGCCGAUUAUCGCAGAGCCCGAAAUCCAUGGUGCACAGCCCCUGGACGGGGUGACUGGCUUCCUGGUGCUGAUGUCGGAGGGGCUCUACAAGGCUCUGGAGGCAGCCCACGGGCCUGGCCAGGCCAACCAGGAGAUUGCUGCCAUGAUCGACACUGAGUUCGCCAAGCAGACUUCCCUGGAUGCGGUGGCCCAGGCCGUGGUGGACCGGGUAAAGCGUAUCCACAGUGACACCUUUGCCAGUGGCGGCGAACGUGCCAAGUUCUGCCCGAGGCACGAGGACAUGACCCUGCUGGUGAGGAACUUUGGCUACCCUCUGGGAGAGAUGAGUCAGCCCACACCAUCCCCAGCACCAGGAGGACGUGUGUACCCCGUAUCCGUGCCGUACUCCAGCGCCCAGAGCACCAGCAAGACCAGCGUGACCCUCUCCCUCGUCAUGCCCUCCCAGGGCCAGCUGGUCAAUGGGGCCCACAGCGCUUCCACCCUGGACGAAGCCACUCCCACCCUCACCAACCAGAGCCCGACCCUGACCCUGCAGUCCACCAACACGCACACCCAGAGCAGCAGCUCCAGCUCGGACGGGGGCCUCUUCCGUUCCCGGCCUGUGCACUCGCUCCCGCCUGGUGAGGAUGGCCGUGUCGAGCCUUACGUGGACUUUGCUGAAUUUUACCGCCUCUGGAGUGUGGACCAUGGCGAGCAGAGUGUGAUGACAGCCCCGUAGCCCCGGCUGGGGGAUGUGGCCCGAGGACAAGGGGGCCUGGCUCUGGGGCCCGGUGGGCCUUUCCUGCCAUUUGCCUGUGCCGCAGGGACCAGGGAGGCCCAGCCCUCAGCCUGCACCACACACUCGCCCCACCAGACUCAGUGCUGCAGAGAACAUUCUGUCAGAGAGCACCAGUGCAGACUGGACCUUGUCCCUGCCCAGGAGCUAGAGGCCACUCCCUCAGGCAGACUCCGCCAGGAUCGUUGGUGUUUCUCAACAAACAGCAUAGGGCAGAAGCUGUGCUGGCCUGCAAGCCUGCCGAGUGGGGCGGAGUGUCAGGAGUUACGUGCUCUGCAUGCCAGGGGUCCAGGGGCUGCUGCUUCCUCAAGGCCACCACCUCCCCCGGAACAGUCUGCGGCCACUGCUUAUACCCCUGCACCCGUGAGCAGUGGGUCCCCCCUUCUUUUUUUAGCAGCCCCGCUUGGCAUUUGCACGUUUGCAGCCUGCAUCCCAUCCCUGGGCCUGCCCAGCUCAUUUCCAGUGUUAAAUGCUCAGGAAGACCAAGAGAAGCGUCGGGAGCCUGGGAUGGCUACACAGGGACAGGUCAAGUGAAAAGGAACGAAAGGAGAUUGGUCCAAGAGGAGCACUGAUCUUGGAGUCCACCAGAGUGGCGGUGGGGAUAGGCUGGGCGUGGCUGAGCUUCCCCCAGACACGGGGGUGCAGGAGAGGCGAGGAUGUGCCCAGACGGAGCAGGGAUAGUGGCCGCUGUUGUCAGGCCCCUCCAGGAACAAGGAGGCCCUGAGUCAGGGUGAGCCAGUCCUGCUUUGCUUUUCCCUUAACCGCCACUGAGGAAGGCCACAGGCUGGGGAGCCGCCUUACCCACCGCCAAGGAGUCCACCGGCUUUAAGGAACAAACCGGUCAUAGUCGGGCCUGGGGGCUCAUUUGAAAGAACGGUGGGAAAGAGGUUCUUGGAUACUGGGUGGCGACCGAGGACUUCAGAGACCCACCCCACUUCCACAGACACUUAGGGACGGGAUCAGACCAGCCCAGGCUGUGCGACCACUUCACACGUUCUCUGCCUUUGGUGAGCAGAGGCUGUGACCAGGGCUGCUGGCAGGGAGUGCCGGUCCUGCUGGCAGGAGGCAGGCAGGCCCAGGAGACUCCCAGCUCGCGGGGCUCCCAGGGUGUGGGGGAGCAGAAGUCAGGCCUUGCUGUCAGUCUCUGAGGCCGCCCUGGAGCUCCCUGCCCUCCCCAGCUGCAGGCUCCUGCGCGGUGACACCCCAGACACAGCUGCCAAGCAGGAGGCACAUGCGGCCCCCAGGGAGCCUGAACUCUGGACGGUGAGAAGCCAGUACCGCGGCCCAGCAGGGCCCCUGUGGUGCAUUUGGGGGCGGGAGGCUCUGACUCCCUCCACCUCGAAGCCGUCUCUGUUCCGCAGGUGAGCAGAUUUCAAGUCCGUCACAAGGACUUGCGAACAAAGAGAAUUCUCUUCCAAGAAUGUCUCUGUGAUGCUGUUUGGUCUCUAGAAAUAGAAUCACUUUUCUACCACAAUAAAGAAAGCAUAAUAGGUGGUCUUACA
This is a messenger RNA of Canis lupus familiaris (dog), 3344 nucleotides long. It is a transcript of the gene TAB1, whose product is annotated as TGF-beta activated kinase 1 (MAP3K7) binding protein 1. Gene Ontology annotation, cellular component: cytosol. Gene Ontology annotation, molecular function: protein serine/threonine phosphatase activity. The record is from RefSeq and is a predicted model, not a curated record. Bases 277 to 1785 code for a protein of 502 amino acids. NCBI's taxonomy places the organism in Eukaryota, Metazoa, Chordata, Mammalia, Carnivora, Canidae. Gene Ontology annotation, biological process: protein dephosphorylation. The transcript is spliced from 13 exons.